GUCUAUUGGAAACAACAUCUCUACCUCUCCAGGUUUAAGGUGUGCGUACACACUAACCUCCCUAGACCCCACCUGUGAGAUUAUACCGGGUAAAUUAUGAAUUAUGAUAGUUACAAAAGGGAGUGGGUGGAAGCUUUCACUCCCUGGAAAAGGGAACCAAAGGAAGAUCCCGACAACAGCCCUGUUUUUUCAGGCGAUUAUGAGAGUUUCAAUCCGAAGCGACAGAGGUUCUAUUUACAUGCUCAAAAUAAGCACUUAGAUGUUUAUACGAAGAUGGCUGCUUUAAAAGCUUCCACAUCUGUCGUCAAUCUUGAAUCAUACUCGGGAAAAGAGGAGAUAUUUCAAUGUUCUGGAACCAUUAUAGAAAGUGUUGACACUUCUAGUAUAAUAUUGACCACUGCGAGUCUCCUUAGGUGCUCUAAGGCUAGAAAUUCUAUAGCAAAUGACAUUAAGGUUAUUGUGCACCUAUUUGAUGGAAGAGCAUUUGAUGGUCAUAUUGAGGCUUAUGACUUUCACUACAAUGUUGUUGCUAUAAGGAUUCAAUCAGACACCCCACUUCCAAUUGCUUCCCUGGCUCAUUUAAAUGAUUCUAUCAUGAUUCGGCCAAGUCAGCUCAGAGUUACGGAAGAGAAGCCAUUUCAACUUCGUCCGCAUUCAAACUCAUUUGAUCUUAUUCCUGGAGAUUCAGUUAUUGCACUUGGUCGUUUCAAUAAGAAGCCGUAUGAUAUCAUGGCUGCCCCUGGUGAAUUCAGCAUUGAUCGCUGCGACUACGACUACUUCGAGUGUAAAGAGCUUUUCAUGGCAACUUGCAGAAUUACAAGAUGUGGUAUUGGUGGCCCACUUAUCAAUCGCUAUGGAGAAAUCAUCGGUAUCUGCUUUCAUGAUGUCUCCUCUAUUGCAUUCUUGCCGAUCAAUAUAGCUUCCAUAUGGUGGGAACAUUAUAAGAAAUAUAGGCAACCACGUCGGCCGCGGCUCGGGAUGGAGGUAGCUAAUCUCUAUGCAGCUGACUUAGAAAUUCUUGAAAGAAUUAUUUCAAAGUUCCCUGAAGUCAUGGAAGGCGUCAUUGUUGAAGAGAUUUUCGAACAAGCAGACCUUGAUGUAAAAGGUCAACUAUUAGCCAACAAAAAUAGCAGCCCAGCAAGACCAAAUUCCAGCAGUAGCAACCACAGCGGCUCCAAAAAUUUUCAGAAAUCUUUAAACUCCAAAGCAAGGAAGAGUUGAAAAGGUUUUGGGCUAUUUUGAGGUGGAAGAGUUGAAGAACUUUUCGUGAGGUUUCUGAGAUUGAUUUUUAAGGGUGGAAGUUGAUGCUUUCCAUGUUCUCCGUGGGAAUCUGGGAAUCUCUCCCUCCUCUGUCCGUGUGUGUAUUAAUAUAGAUGUGUGGGUGAGGGAAGUUAAUGUGUUGGUGUGUGAGUUAAUUUUAAAAUAGGUGGGGAAAAUGGAAAAGAGACGUGAGGAGUGGGGGGGUUUUGGGAGGUUAG
Molecule: messenger RNA, 1478 nt
Organism: Nicotiana attenuata
Lineage: Eukaryota; Viridiplantae; Streptophyta; Magnoliopsida; Solanales; Solanaceae
Product: putative protease Do-like 14
Exons: 9
Coding region: 97-1221 (374 amino acids)
Source: RefSeq, a predicted model, not a curated record